UAUUUGAAAAAUUCCACAACACGCAACAGCUGUUUUAGCACGUGCGGCGGUUUAGUGUAUUUUUUUAAUGUUGUUUAGCAUGAUUUUGAGCUGCUCCUCCAAGGCAGUUCGCCUGAAAACCUUGAUAUAUCACUGGCACCGCCAAAAAUCCUUUGCUGCUGCCAUGUCGGAGGCCCUGGACAAGCUGGAGUUGGAAACCGAAGCCAGGAAGGCAGCGAAACUGGCCGACGAAGAGAGCGUAAAGGAGACCAACCGUAUCAAGCGGACACUUAAACGAAAGAAGUGGGUGGAUUGGAAGACGCAGGAUGAAGAGGAUGCGGCUAGCGGGGUUAAACGCGCGCCCUUCGAUCCUGCCGAUAGGGUCAAGAGGAAGAAGAGUGCUAUUCUGCUGAGUUACUGCGGAGCCAACUACUACGGUAUGCAGCGCAACCCCGGCAUGCAGACCAUAGAGGAGGAGCUCUUCAAGGCCAUGCUGAAGCACAAAUGGAUAACGGAAGACAGCUUCGAGCAGGUCCAGAUUGCCUGCUUUCAACGAGCGGCUCGCACCGACAAAGGUGUCUCGGCGGCCCGCCAAGUGUGCUCCGUUAAGCUGCCUGAUGAGCUCGACUUGGAAGCAUUCAACGCAGAUCUUCCCGAGCAGAUACGACUGUUUGGGGUAGAGCGUGUUACCAAGGGCUUCAAUGCGAAGGAUCAGUGCAACGCUCGAACUUACACGUACACACUGCCCACAGUGUCCUUUGCGUCCUCUGAGGAGAAGAUCGAAGACUUGCAUGACACCUUCCGAAUUACUCCGGAGCUGCUGGAGAAAGUGAGAGCCACCCUAAAACUCUAUGAGGGCACGAAAAACUUCCAUAACUUCACAAGCAAGAAAAACUUUCUCGACCCAUCGGCGAAACGCUUCAUCAUGUCCUUCGUGAGCAGCGACCCGUUCCUUAGUCCCCAGGAAAUCGAGUUCGUCACCCUGAAAGUGAAGGGCCAGAGCUUCAUGUUGCACCAGAUUCGGAAGAUGGUGGGUUUGGCGAUUGCAAUUGUGCGCGGCAACACAACGACGGAGAGUUUGGAACGAGCACUCACCGAAGAACGGCUUGACCUUCCUAUGGCCCCGGGACUCGGUUUAGUUCUGGACACAGUCCACUAUGAACGUUACAAUGAUAGAUACGGGAAGGACGGUAUUCACAACCCGCUGACUUGGGAGAAGCAAGAAAAGCAAGUCCAGGAGUUCAUUGAGAAGGAGAUCUUUAGCCAGAUCUACAAAACGGAGGCCGAGCAGCGCAACAUGCUGGACUGGUUGGGCACCCUCCACUAUCACUCCUACGAUACGCGACGGGACGAAGCUCCUCCGCCGCCAGAUGGCAAGCGGAAUAAGGAAGGCCCCAAUGAUGAUAAUGACGAGUAGGAGUAAAUAGCUUAAGGGUUCUGUUUCCAGCCUCUACAUGUUACUAAAAUAGCUAUCGAAACG
Molecule: messenger RNA, 1459 nt
Organism: Drosophila bipectinata
Lineage: Eukaryota; Metazoa; Arthropoda; Insecta; Diptera; Drosophilidae
Gene: Pus1
Product: Pseudouridine synthase 1
Biological process (GO): mRNA pseudouridine synthesis; tRNA pseudouridine synthesis
Cellular component (GO): nucleus
Molecular function (GO): pseudouridine synthase activity; RNA binding
Source: RefSeq, a predicted model, not a curated record